AUGUCCCACGAGCAAUCUCGCAGCACCGCGCUGCCUACCACCACCAGCACCACUCGUCUCGCCGAGAUUCUUGGCCUGCGCGAGCAGAUCUUUGGUAAGAUCUUCUAUGCCAUGACAUCCGGAUCGAUCACUAAUACUGCUCCUCGCCUACAGGCNAACGCCGCCGUCCUCUUCACCAACAGGGUCGAUCACAUGGACAUCAUUGUCACCAGCGCCGAGUGGCCCGAGAACGGUCACUACGGAGCUCGCCUGGUCGACAUCAGAGACUGCACUCUGCUUGUCGGCAGACUCUACGCCCCUUCUGUCCCUGAAGCUCUCGCCCAGCUUCUUCAGGAGACCUGCGACUGUGUUCGCGACUCCUUCGUGCUCUCCAACUACCGCUCCCAGUGA
Messenger RNA from Aureobasidium musti, 390 nucleotides. The record is from the annotation of a GenBank genome assembly. Lineage: Eukaryota; Fungi; Ascomycota; Dothideomycetes; Dothideales; Saccotheciaceae.